Messenger RNA from Tribolium castaneum (red flour beetle), 1740 nucleotides. RefSeq names its product guanine nucleotide exchange factor for Rab-3A. Bases 200 to 1489 code for a protein of 429 amino acids. The transcript is spliced from 6 exons. Gene Ontology annotation, molecular function: guanyl-nucleotide exchange factor activity. Lineage: Eukaryota; Metazoa; Arthropoda; Insecta; Coleoptera; Tenebrionidae. Gene Ontology annotation, cellular component: Golgi to plasma membrane transport vesicle. Gene Ontology annotation, biological process: exocytosis. The record is from RefSeq and is a predicted model, not a curated record.
AGGAGGAUGGGGGAAUCCCCCUCGAAACGCGUUACCAAGCAACGAGCGUCGUUUCGCAUCCCGCGUAGAAAGCGCGCAACGCGCUGUAGUGAGUGAGAGUCGAGCAGUUGCGAUGUUCGCAAGUGUUCUGUUUCUGAUUGUUGUGGAUGUUUAAAUAUAGGAUAUGAAACAAUGAAGUGAUUGAAAUUUCUUCGUGAAGAUGAAAGAAACGGCGGCGGAAUCGUCGCCGAGCAAACUCAGCAAGGGUCUGCUGAUGGUGCCCAAGAACGCCGCAAUUUUGCAGCACCGACGCGCGGGCUCGACGGGCACGACCGGGGACGAAUCCUAUACAACCGAUGAAGAAGACAACGUCGAGAUUGACGAACCCGAUCUUCGAAACCCUAGGAAACUCUUCAACCAUGACAGCAGCGACUUCGGAUCGUUUUCGGACAUCGCGACCAUCACCGACAAGGUGAUGCACCGGAACAGUUCCGACAGUUCGGUCUACAGCGAUUUGGGGUUGGACAAGUUGGAAAAAGGAGAGGACCAAACGGAUUGGGCUAGACAAGUGGUCGGCGCGAAAGAGCAGACUUUUGCGCGGCUGCAAGACGAACUGCGAGAUGCCCAUCAAGAGUUGAAGCUGAAAGACGAAGAAGUGGCCAGAUUGUCGCGCAUUAGACAGGAUGUGGAGGCCGAACUCGAGGACUUGACUGCGAGCCUCUUUCAGGAAGCGCACAACAUGGUCAGGGAGGCGAAUGAGAAACAAGCGACUGCUGAAAAGGCUCUGAAGGAAAGCCAAAUGAAGGUGGACGUCCUAACGGCUGAAGUUGCCGCCUUGAAGACGUUGGUUUUGACGUCGACUCCGAGCAGGCCAAACCCUCACCUGCAUCCACAGAUCGACGGAAGAAUAAAGGAUGAAAGUAAGAAGCAUCGCAGGUCUCCAAGUCACUUUAAUCUGAAAUAUGGACGGGAAAAUUCGCCGCCGGAGUCACCGGUAAAGGAGGUGUAUCACAUCCCAUGCGAAGUAGAAAAUAAGGAGGGUUUGGAGGUGGAUCCGAACGUGCAUCGGGAAUUUCUGGCAUGGAGACAAAAACCGUGUUUGGACAAAGGCGAUCCGUUCGUGCAGAGAAUUUAUCGGGAAGAUAUCGAUCUGUGUUUGACGUUUAGUAAUGAAGACUUGUCGACAAAAGUACGAGAAGCGGUUGAAUCGGGAACUAUACUCAUCGAGGCUGUGGGGGACAAAACUAAGGCCAUGUUUCCUAAAAAAUGUGCUUUACUUGAAGUACCAAGGCUGUGUUUCUAUCGAAUGAACAUUGGAGAGACGGAUACCUGGUACAGCAUAUCACAGAUAUGUAGAAAUAGGUUAAUUGCCGUUUGUGAUUUUUUAAACUAUCUCAAAUACAUCGAACGCGGUCUCGUGAAAAGUUCUGCACAUGACGUCUAUUGGGAGAUCGUUCGAUUAAGGAAGGAAAUGGUGUUAGCAAGAUUGGGACUAAAUCUCAAUUCUUGACGCUAACAUCAUUGCCACGAAGAAAUGUGCCAAGAAUCUGAUAAUUCAAAACCAAAGACUUCUUUUGUAAAUAUUGCGAAUUAGUUGCUUGAAGAUUAUUAUUGUCUUCCCAGAUUUUAAUUGUAAAUACCAAUUAUUAGAGAAAAAACUCAAAUAUGUAUUGACUGUUAAAAAUUUUCCUUUUUUUUAAUUAAAUUCAGGAAUAUUACAAAUUUUCUGUAACGAAUUAAUAAAAAAUCUUGAAACAUAAA